ACACACACACACACACACAUCUCUCCCCAAAGAAAGCAUGAAACCACUGUGUUCAAAGAAGGGCUGAAGAAUGUCUUUCAGCUCCCAAGCUCUCCACCAACUCCACUCCCCACGUAGGCAGACAUUCUCUCCAUCAGAAGAAGAAUAUAACUCCGAUUGCCUCACAAGAAAAAAAAAAGAACAUGAUGGAAACACAUCAGGCUUAAAACUCAUGUUAUGUCUCAUCCUUCUGCAUCUAUUGAUGUCUCUCCCUUCAAGGCCCAAGUCAUAUGUCACCUCCUCUGUGAAGCCUUCCCUGAGUGCUCCACACUGACAAGGGAAGUCCUCAAGUGUUUCCCAGCUCUUUGCCUGGCUCUCUCCUUUGCCCAUUUCACAAUCAUCUUCUCAUAUGAAGCGUAGUUAUUUGUCACCUGCCUUUUUCCUCUUAGACUGUAAGUUCUUUGAGAUCUGGGUUUUAUGUCUAGUUACCUUCUGUGCCCCAAACCUCUAGAGAAGGCCUUGCACUUAGUGGGUACUUAACAGAUGUAUGUUAAAUUGAGUUACCAAUAUAAUAUUAUCUCAGGUGAUCCUUUCAAAACCUGUGAAAUGGGCAUAUUAGGAAUGCUAAUUAAGGUGGGACAUACAGGACUUUGAACCAGGUCAUUGACAUUUGGGAAGGCUAUCAUUGCCAGUUUGUGUUCCUUUCACAGUUAAAGAACAAAAACAAAAACAAAAACAAACACUGAGCUUAGCACCUAGUGAGUAAAAAUAAUUUGUUGAAAUAGGAAGCUACCAGUUGGGAAUGAUGCUUUCUGAGACCUCUCCCCAUUAUCAGGUAAGACAGGAAUCUCUUCUCAAAUGUUGUUGCAAGUGUGUGUCGGGGGGGAUCCCCUCUCUGGCCCUGAGAUGUGGGGCCACCCUCCCUCCCCUCAGAUUGUAUAAGAUCUGCGUACUCAGAAGAUAAACAGACUUUGCCUGGAGAGACUGCCCAGGGGGCUGUGAGCCUGCCCCUUCGGAGACUGGUUUACACAACCUGUGGGGCUCUUCUCCAGCUUCAUAAAUCUUGCACCCUCCCCCAAGGCAUUGCUACCAACGUGGUGAGGGUGUUUAGACAAAGUGGAAGCAGCUCCGUGUUUAUUUGGUACAAGGGAUCGGAGUGGGAGUUAUGGGAAGGCUGUGUGCCUUCCUGACCCAAAGACUGAAAGACCCAGCCAUCGGUGCUCAGUCAUGAAAGAUGAGGAAACCUUCCUCCGUGCCAUAGAGGUCCUGGAAUUCCACAGGAGCUGAGGAAAAUUUUCCAUCCUUGUCCUUAAACAAUCACCGUCAGGAGCUGAAGGAGCUAACAGGAGUAGAAGAAAGAAUCCCUGGCCCCAUCCCCCUGGAAGUCAUGGUGGCAUGCAUCCUCUCAACUGAUGGAAACAGCUCCUCUGAUUCUGAGAGUAACACCACAGCCAGCACCGCAUUUUCACUGCCUGGAUGGCAGCUAGCCCUCUGGGCCGUGGCUUACCUCUUCCUGAUACUGGUGGCCCUCACGGGCAACAUUACCGUCAUCUGGAUCAUCCUGGCGCACAAGAAGAUGCGAACAGUGACUAACUAUUUCAUCGUAAACCUAGCCCUGGCUGACACCUGCAUCGCCACCUUCAACGUCACCUUCAAUUUUGUCUACGCCAGCCACAACAUCUGGUACUUUGGCCAAGCCUUCUGCCACUCCCAGAAUUUCGUCCCUGUCAUGGCGAUGUUCGUGAGCAUUUAUUCCAUGAUGGUCAUUGCUGUGGACAGGUACAUGGCUAUCAUCCAUCCCUUCCAACCCCGGCUGUCGACCCUCCACACCAAGGUCGUCAUUGGGGCCAUCUGGCUGGUGGCCUCCGGACUGGCCUUCCCUCAGUUUUUCUACUCCACGGUCACUGUGGACGAGGGGGUCACCAAGUGCAUCGUGGACUGGCCGGAGGACGGCAAGGGCAAGGUCCUUGUGUACCAUCUCACUGUGAUUAUCCUGACUUACUUCUUGCCACUGGUGGUGAUGUUUUUCACGUACAGCAUCAUGGGCGUCACCCUCUGGAGACAGGUCGUCCCUGGACACCAGCUGGUCAGGCUCCAGCAGAGGCCGAGACACAUUGCAGCAAAAAAGAGGUUCGUGAAGACCAUGGUGGUGGUGAUGGUGACUUUUGCCAUCUGCUGGCUCCCCUACCAUCUUUACUUCAUCCUGGGCACCUUUCGUCAGGACAUCUAUUGCCACAAGUUUAUCCAGCAGGUCUACCUGGCCCUCUUCUGGCUCGCCAUGAGCUCCACCAUGUACAACCCCAUCAUCUACUGCUGCCUCAACCAAAGGUUCCGCUCUGGUUUCCGACUUGCCUUUCGCUGCUGCCCCUGGGUCACCCCGCCUGAUGAAGACAAGCUAAAACUCUUCCAGAGCCAGUCACUGUUGAUGACCAUUCACAAAAACCAUACCAAAAUGUCACUCUCUGUCAGAAAAGCAUCUUUCCCAGAAACCCCCAAUGAGUAGGAGGGAGACCUUGGGUACCAGCUUUCUAGUGAACUCUGAUGGCCAUCCCUUCCUCUUUGCCUUGCUGGAGUCACAAAUGGAAUCCCUUCUCCUUUAUUCUACCCCCAAUUCCUCCCUUGGAAACAGCAAUACCCAGUUUGGAAAUUCAUUCCUUAACUGUCUAGUGAAAAGCAAAAAACAGGCUAGUUCAAGCCUUGGAAUUCUAUAAAAUUAGGUUUGUGCUUAAAAAAAAAAAAAAAAGGACAAAAAACCAAACCAAAA
Messenger RNA from Vombatus ursinus (common wombat), 2743 nucleotides. RefSeq names its product tachykinin receptor 2 (gene TACR2). Bases 1367 to 2482 code for a protein of 371 amino acids. The transcript has 7 exons. Gene Ontology annotation, cellular component: plasma membrane; sperm midpiece. NCBI's taxonomy places the organism in Eukaryota, Metazoa, Chordata, Mammalia, Diprotodontia, Vombatidae. The record is from RefSeq and is a predicted model, not a curated record. Gene Ontology annotation, biological process: positive regulation of flagellated sperm motility; G protein-coupled receptor signaling pathway. Gene Ontology annotation, molecular function: substance K receptor activity.